UGGCUCGCAGGGUUGAGCAAUCAGCUAGUGAAUUAUAACUGUGGCCAGAAGAGGAAUUUACCUGCAGCACUNACUGGAACAUCAUGGGCGAUAUCUGCCCAUAUUGGGACACUGCUACAACUCUACAAAAUACCUCAGCUCACUUUUGGAUAUUUUGAUUCUAACAUGAAUGACCAAAGUCAGUUUAAAACUCUCUAUCAGGUGGCCCCCGAGGACACAUAUCUGUCACUGGCCUUAGUGUCUUUGAUGCUUCAUUUCAGCUGGUCCUGGGUGGGUCUGAUUGUCCCAAAUGACCCCAGAGGGACUCAGAUUCUAUCAGACUUUAGAGACAUUAUGGAAAGUAAUAGGAUCUGCUUAGCCUUUGUGAAAAUGAUUCCUGGCACCUGGAAUUCAUAUUCUGAUGCAAUAUGGAAAAAUAUGGAGAAGAUUCAGGAAUCAUCAGCAAAUGUGAUUGUUAUUUAUGGGGACAUUGUUUCUUUACAAGGUUUAAUGCGACACAUUACACAACUGUUAGUGACAUGGAAAGUCUGGGUCUUGAACUCUCAAUGGAAUAUUGACUACUAUUCUGAUUAUUUUAUGAUAGAAUCAUUUCAUGGGAGUCUCAUUUUUUCACACCAUCAUGAAGAGAUGGUUGAGUUUGUGGAUUUUGUUCAAACAGUGAAUCCCUACACAUACCCAGGAGAUGAUUAUCUUCCUAAAUUUUGGGUUUUUUUCUUCAAUUGCCCUUUUUCUGAGUUUGAUUGCCAACUUUUGGAGAACUGCCAACCCAAUGCAUCUUUGGACUUACUGCCCAGACACAUUAUUGACCCAGCCAUGAGUGAAGAGAGCUACAACAUAUACAAUGCUGUGUAUGCUCUUGCUCACAGCCUCCAUGAGAUGACUGUUCAACAAAUACAGACACAACCAUACGCCAAUGGAGAAGGAAUGACAUUC
Mus caroli (Ryukyu mouse) is the source of this 933-nucleotide messenger RNA. NCBI's taxonomy places the organism in Eukaryota, Metazoa, Chordata, Mammalia, Rodentia, Muridae. The record is from RefSeq and is a predicted model, not a curated record.